UUUUAAAGUUGUCUUCGUGUGUCUUUUGUGUGGCGUUAAACUGACGUCUUCUACUACAACCAGUGUAGAUAACAGUGACAUGGUGAGACAUUUGACAAUGUUGCAAAACACUUUGUCAUCUGUUCAGUCUCAGCUGCAGUUAACCCUAGCUGAACAGAAGUCGACCGCAGAUGAAUUAAGAGAGGUCAAAUCUGAGCUCAGGAUGGCAGAGGACACAAUUCAUAACAUGACAAUUCAGAUGCAAGAUGUGCUGGCUGAACAGAACGCAACUUUGGCAAACUACAGAUCUACCUCUGAUGAACUUACUGAUGAAAAGAUAAAACGGGCGACGACAGAAUCAUCUCUGGAUACUCUUCAGAGACACGUAAAUAACCUGCAAAUGGAACAUAAUAAAACAAUCAACGACCUUGAUGCUCUGAAGUCUCAACUUGGGGCAAGCCACGACAGCCAGGUAAGGCUAGAAACUGAGUUCAGCAUUCUCCACACAGACCUGAAGAGUGUAGAAGGCGAUCUAGCUGUAACCAAAUAUUUGAGUUCACAACAAACAGCGAAUAUACACAACAUUCACACAGAUUUGCGAAACCUUCAAACAGAAAUGGCUAAUGUAAAGAGUGUCAAUUUGGAUUCCCUGCUGUCCCAAGUCAACACCUCUAAACUGGAUGCAAUAUCUGCCGACGUGAAGACAACUGCAAACAAAGUUGCUAUCCUUGAAUUGAAUCUUCACAGGGCUAACAACGACGUUCUGGUAAUGAAUUCAGAUCUUUGGAAAUUAGCAUCAAAUGUGACUGAAUUUCAAUUCAAUGUGUCUUCAGAAGUGAGUAGGAUCAAGACUUCUCUCCUGGGAGAUGGAAACCGUGAAACAUUACAACAGGAGAUCUACCUGAAGCUCAACUCCACUUCGGAUGCGUUGGGAAACAUGAAACAUGCAGUGGUGUCCUUGGAGACUGAGCUGGUCUCAUCAAGAUAUGGUAUAAAUGGCCUUAAUCAAACACUUCAGUCUCUCGUGCACAACGUAUCAAACAUGACAGGUACGUAUGAGUGUUACUGUCAGAGGUUAAAAUCAAUGUAA
Molecule: messenger RNA, 1069 nt
Organism: Haliotis rubra (blacklip abalone)
Lineage: Eukaryota; Metazoa; Mollusca; Gastropoda; Lepetellida; Haliotidae
Exons: 1
Coding region: 80-1069 (329 amino acids)
Source: RefSeq, a predicted model, not a curated record